Molecule: messenger RNA, 2355 nt
Organism: Marchantia polymorpha subsp. ruderalis
Lineage: Eukaryota; Viridiplantae; Streptophyta; Marchantiopsida; Marchantiales; Marchantiaceae
Source: the annotation of a GenBank genome assembly
GAAAAUCGUACGAAUGAUUGGGACGAGCAAGAGGAUCACGCAGAGCUCAGACAUUUUGCCACUCUUGGAAUUCCGUAUGGCGAGUAUCGAGUAAGAGAAAAUUUGGGCUUCUAAUUGCUCCCGCUACCUGCAACUUCUGAUCAGAAGUUGCAUCUCCAUCCCACUUCCUGCGCGGUUCCUCAACAGACACGAAAAUUGCUCGCGGCUCGUACUGCGUUUAUGGAGGUGGACGAGGGUUCUGCAGCCACCUCUACCGCGGGCCAACCGAUGGAGGUCGAUGGGAAUCCAAACCCUGCUCCACCUGCUCAACAGAACGAGUUCAGUCCUGACUACCUAAAGUUGUACUACGGAAGGCUGUUUCCAUACGCUGACAUGCACAAAUGGCUCUCUUACGGUCAUGAUGGUAAGCACACUGGGUGUGACGCCUCUUUCUUCAGUCGAAGAGAGUUUUCAUUCACUCUCGAACAUGACAUCUACCUUCGAUACCUGUCAUUUCAUGAUGCAUCAACAAUGGAAGCUGCUAUCAGGGAAAAAUGUCCUUACAAGAUUGAUAUCGGAGCUGUCUACAACGUUGAUCCAUCCAAACGAACCGCUUACUCAAAUGUUGGUGGCGACAAGGUCUUCUCCCCUGCAGAAAGAGAGCUGGUAUUUGAUGUGGAUAUGACCGAUUACGACGAUAUACGAAGCUGCUGCAGUGGAGCGGACAUUUGCCUGUCAUGCUGGCCACUUAUGACAGUAGCCAUCAAGGUCAUCGACACUGCACUGAGAGAUGACUUUGGCUUUGAGCACAUACUGUGGGUUUACAGUGGUCGUCGUGGUGUUCAUUGCUGGGUCUGUGAUCCAAGGGCCCGCAGACUGACCAACGAGCAAAGAUCUUCGAUUGCGGACUACUUUCGCGUGUGUAAGGGAAGCGAGAUGAAUGGAAAGAAGGUAGCACUCACGGGACCAGCACUUCACCCAUCUCUACUGAGGGCUUAUACUGAAGUGCUGAAGCAGUAUUUCGAGGAAAAAAUACUUCUCAACCAAAGUUUACUGGCUUCAGAACAAAACUUUGGGAAGGUUCUAGACAUGGUUCCAGAUGAGUCUGUGCGUUCGCAAAUGCGUAACAAAUGGCAUUCAUCCUUGCCAUCCAAAGACGAAGUUAAUUCGAAGCGUUGGAAGCAGUUAAAGCAGCUCUUGGAACAGGGUAAAUCGAAGGGCCAAGUUUUGAGGCGUUGUGUUGAGGAGAUUGUCUUCGCUUACACUUAUCCAAGACUGGACAUGGAGGUUUCAAAACACAUGAAUCAUCUUCUGAAAGCACCGUUCUGUGUGCAUCCAAAAACAGGUCGUGUUUGUGUGCCCAUUGAUCCAAACAACUGUGAAGCAUUCAACCCUAUGCAAGUUCCAACUUUACCGCAGCUAAUGGACGAACUCAACCGAGACGACACUGCAUCGGGGCAAAAGCAGAAAGACUGGGAAAGAACGUCGCUUGCAAGUUCGAUACAGUACUUCAAACAAUCUUUUCUGGACCCUCUCGCGCGAACUAACAAGGCCGAACUGGAGAGCAGUCAUCGAGCGAAACUGCAGGAGAUGGCGUCAAGACCCUCGCUUAAUUGGUGAGACAGACAGGGUUUACGGAGGAGAUGCUCCUAAAAGAAGGAGACGAUCCGUAUUCAGAGGGUUUCAUUGUAACACUCCGAGCUGCAGUUUGUAGCAGGCACUGAUCGUUAUCACGCUCGGAGACCCAGACCAUUAUGUACGAUAGAUUUCUCGAUAUAACGUAAAUAUGCAUAACUCUCACUAGUAUAGGGCGGAAGUGAAUUCGUCCAUCUUUGAAAUUGGACACUGCAACUACGUUCACGACACGCCUUUUCAGCCGGUCUCACUAAGCACUCCAUCAGAAAUUUGCAGUGAUGUGAGGCAGGCCAUAGAGGAAUUUCGUCACUUGGACCUUCAUACAGCCCAACACUGAAGGUGGACAGGAUUCUCACUGGUUGACCGAGCACAUCUUCCUAAAAGACCCUAUAGCUCGAAUCCGUUCUGGUGAUGACUAGAAGUCUUGCCAUCCUGAACGAAGGUUCCGUGUCCUUCCCAACUAUAAGAUGGUUUCCCCGGACUGACAGAUGACUGGGAGUUCGAACAGGGGGAUGUCUCGCCCCCACUGGACUGCACGUUUCUCUACACCGUUCUGGACUUGCAAACUGUGGCAGGAUUUGCAAUAUAAACCUCCCCUCAUUUCCACCUGAUUUCUAUUAGAGGGUCUUGUAUUCAAUGAGAUGUAAAUGAUAAUAUCUGACUCUUGAAGGACAACCCGCAACAUAUGUUCACGGAUGCGCGAGGCCGUUUCCCACACACUUGAAAUUUUCCAAUGUGCAU